AUGGAAGAUUUGGUGGUGAAGUCAACGAGCAUUGUUCAUCCUAGAUUAAAUGUUGGUGUGAAGAAGAAGAUCAAGAUCAAUAUGACUCCAUGGGAUCUCUCUCGUCUUCGUUUUAGUUAUCCUCAAAGAGGUCUUUUAUUUCCUAAACCAGGUUCAGAUUUCGAUAUAAUCAUCUCAAAGUUGAAAUCUUCACUUUCCAUUGUUCUUGAUCAUUUGUACACUUUUGCUGGUCGUCUUGUCAAAAAGGUCAACGAGGACGAUGACACUGUCUCGUAUUUCAUCAGCUGCGAUGGUAGUGAUGGUUACGGUGUCAAAUUUGUUCACGCCGAAGCUAAAACCAUCGCGGUUAAAGAUAUGGUUAAGUCCGGUUUUAUCGGUGGUUUGAUCGGUUCUUUCUUCUUCCCUGCGACCGGAAUAAAAAACUAUCAAGGUGUGUCAAACCCUUUACUUAUGGUUCAAGUAACUGAGAUGAAAGAUGGGAUUUUUAUGUGUUUUAGCUAUAACCAAACCGUUGCUGAUGGUAAAUCACUGUGGAAAUUCAUCAAUGCAUGGUCAGAGAUUUGCUCCAAGGGCUCCAUGGGAAUUAUUUCCCCGAUUCUUCUUCGAGGUUGGUUCCUCGAUGAGAUCGAAUAUCCAAUCCAUAUUCAAGAUCCUGAGACAACACCACCUACUAAUUACGGUUCUUCAACAACAUCAAACAUUUUACAAGAGAUUGUGUUUCGUCUUACGAAAGAGAAUGUUUUGAAACUGAAAGCUAAAGCUAAUGAAGGGAUUGGAACCGAGAUCUCUUCGUUUCAAGCGGUUUUAGGUCAUAUAUGGCGUUCAAGGGUCAAAAAUGGUGGCAUGAGCCGAGAAGAAGAGACAUCUUGUAAAGUACCGAUAGAUAUGAGACAAAGGCUAAAUCCAAAGCUAAAAGAAGAGUGUUUUGGGAAUGUAGUUCAGACCGGGAUGGUUAAAGUCAACGUUGGAGAGAUGCUUGACAAUGGGCUAGGCUGGUUGGCUCUGAAGAUUAACCAGAUGGUUCGGUCACAAACCGAUGAAAAUGCUAAAGCAUUUGCAGAGAAUUGGGUCAAGAAUGUUGAGAUUCCAGUUUCUGUUAGUGGAAGGUAUGCUCUGCUUGUUGCUAGCUGUCCCCGGUUUAAUGUGUAUGGUAACGAUUUCGGUUGGGGUAAACCGAUCGGUUUACGGGCUGGACCGCCCCUUAUAGAUGGGAAACUAUUGGUUUCUCAAGGGGUUAAAGAAGGAGAUAUUGAAUUCCAAGCUUGUUUUCAGCCUCAAGUAGUCGCAAAGCUAUUCAAGGAUGCUGAGUUUUUGGAGUAUGUCGACAUUGUUUCAUGA
Arabis nemorensis is the source of this 1338-nucleotide messenger RNA. Lineage: Eukaryota; Viridiplantae; Streptophyta; Magnoliopsida; Brassicales; Brassicaceae. The record is from the annotation of a GenBank genome assembly.